This is a messenger RNA of Anopheles nili, 2432 nucleotides long. RefSeq names its product transmembrane protein 181. The record is from RefSeq and is a predicted model, not a curated record. NCBI's taxonomy places the organism in Eukaryota, Metazoa, Arthropoda, Insecta, Diptera, Culicidae. The transcript has 5 exons. Gene Ontology annotation, molecular function: toxic substance binding. The coding region runs from base 1 to 1662 and encodes 553 amino acids.
AUGGCCUCUUCAGCAUCCUCGAAGCCUCCGGAGGACCCCUCCAAGCUGGGCUACUCAUAUGUUACGCCUGCCGGAAUGUGCCUGCGGUUUCGCCAGAGCCUGGCGCAGUUUAGUGAUCUAUUCAGCGAGUUCAACAAAUACAUUGCUCCGGCAUACCAUCAUGACCGAUGCGAGCGGUCCGUGCACAUGCGGCUUUACUCGAUGAACAAGCGCGAGUUCGCAACCGUCUUCCUGGCGUUCUUCGCCUGCUUCGGGCUCGGUAUAUUCAUCGGUCUUGCCGGUCCACCGAUCACGGUGAUGAGUAAGGUGAGCGGAAGCUCACUGCAGCCAAAUACUUCUGCUGCGGACGCCGCUGGAAGCUCGUACCUAGCCAAAGGACCGUUCGUGAUGCGAACUCCGCUGUUGACAACCUAUUCGCAGCAGAUGUGGAUCAUCGCAAAGCUGACGACGGAUAACACGGACGACGAGAUGGUGGACAAAAAGUUCCACAUCAGCGUGCAAAUCGAAGGCUUGACGGCCGAGCACAAGCCAAUGUUGGUGUUUGGAGGGACACAUAAUGGAGGCGCCGACUCGAAGAACCGCACGCGUCAUCUCUCCUGCAGCUACGAGGAGUGCGAUGAGUUUACUGUACUGCAUAUCGGCUUUCUGGACUUUGCGCACUAUAUUGUGACGGUGAACUUCUACGGGCUGGAGGCAUUUCACCAGCGGUACAACAUCCGUUCCGUGCAAUUCUACUUUAAAUCGUACAAUCCUGCAUUCACGCAGAUUGAAAUCUGGUUCCGGUUCAUUUUUGUGCUGUUCACGUUCAUCAUCACGUGCUGGUUCGCGCACACGCUCCGGAAAUACCCAAUGAACGAUUGGUCGAUCGAGCAAAAGUGGUUAUCGAUACUGCUACCGUUGUUAUUACUCUUCAAUAAUCCCAUUUUUCCUCUGAUAUUCAUCGCUAACAACUGGUUUCCUGGAAUUAUCGACGCGCUGCUGCAAACAACGUUCUUAUGCGGCAUUCUCAUGUUUUGGCUUUGCGUUUACCAUGGAUUGCGGCAAAACGAGCGCAAAUUUCUCACAUUUUAUCUUCCCAAACUGAUCGUAGUGCUUCCAAUUUGGUUGUGCGCCGUGGUCCUGGGCAUUUGGGAGAAAUGUGACGAACUAAACGAUCCCACAUACAGUCAUUUCGAGGAUUCCGAGAACUACAAAGGCUUAAAGGUGUUUGUUUCGAUUGCCGGUGCAAUGUACUUACUGUAUUUGGGACUUUUGAUGCUUAAGGCAUAUUCCGAGCUAAGAUCGAUGCCGUACUUCGAUAUGCGUCUCAAAAUCCUUACACUGUUGAUGUUGAUCGUAAUAUCAAUUACUCUCAUUGUGACGAUGCAACAUUUUGGGUUCGACACAUUAGAAGACAAUUUCAUAGCGCAGCUCUACACCAGCUACAAAAGCUCGGCACAGUUCAUGUGUUUCUACGGGCUACUUAAUUUUUAUCUUUACGCCAUGGCGUAUGUUUAUUCGCCCAGUGGCCCUGCAGUUCAUGAGCCAAUCAUAGCCAAGGAUAAUCCAACUUUCUCGAUGAUCAACGAUUCCGACGAAGAAGUUAUGUAUGGCUCAGACGAAGAAAGCCGUCGACCGUUGAAUUCAGCCUGCAGAAAAGGAAACGAUUACGACAGUGAUUAAGUUCUACGCGUUUACCGUCCGUUCAUUCUAACUGCGUUAGGUAGUGGCUCAGCUAACAAAAACGCUAUGAUUAUGAUCCUUGCUAGUUUCUAACUAUCAGCAUCAAAUCCAUUAUCAGCUGAUUUUAUUAUCUACCACAAACUGUUAAAUCUCUCUAUUGGAAGGACAAGAAAUAGGCGGGACAGCAGAAGGCAUGGAAAAUAUGUUGUGAAGUGGUCAAUUAGGUUGGACAUCUUAUGUUUUCCUAUGAUUUUCAAUAUUAUUUACUGGAUAAACGAAAAGCAGCUGUUUACAUACCAUGCUUGCAUCGACAAAGCAAUCGCGCACGUUUACUUCAGCGACUUGGUUUCUUAUGCUGCGACAACAUAAGAUCCGGCCGAUGCUCUGGAUCUAAAUACAUUAGAUUACGUACAAUAUCUCACUAGAAAAUUUAAGUAAGAACUAUCGAAAAUGAAAGUGUAAUAUGGUAACCGUUUAAGUUGUUUCAAAUUGUGUGGAUUUUGGUGUCAACUAAUGUAUUUCAAUGAUGAACCUUAUUCCAGUGCGAGUUUAUCGUGAAAUUUGUUACACCCUAUGCGUAAGAGAAACAACCAAAACUAAGAUAAUAAUUACGUGUAAUAAGAAUAGGACAAUUCUUCUUGUUUUCAACUUCAACAUCCCGCGCGAAUCAACCGUAAGGUCGGGGAAUUGUUUUACAAGAAUGGGGAAAAGAUAUCUAUCAAUUAGGUAAUAAAUGGAAUAAAUAUCACUUAUAAAAGGAGCGUAAGCUU